AAGGAAUACUUCACGCACAAAAUGAGCUGUUGUCAGUCAGUUAGUCACAGCAUGUUACCUUGAAUUUGUGGAGAAAACUUUGUUUUUCUUGCAUGCCUCCAUGGAAAACAGUGGACAUAUUGAUAGACUUACUGGGGACUACCCGUAACAACAGCAAAACUAUAUCAAAAAAUCUAUUUUACAAACUUUUACAAACUUACACACAACUUGCGCAGUAUAAUAUCAGUAGUAUUUAUCCAGUCGUGCGCUCAUUAAUUCCCAAAAACAUGCAUUUUAGCUAAAAAUAAUCCAAAUAAGUUUCAUUUUCAGUUCAGUUUUAGAGAAAAUACACGUUUGUGAAGCACAACAAAUGAGACUUGGAUCAUGCUGCACGAAUUGUGUGAGUUUUGCUAAUGUUAAACACGGUCCCCAAUCAUUCAAUUAAUCAAUAUAUUUAUUGCUUUCUGUAGAGACAUACAUUCAGGUAACAUGAUAUGACUAACUGAUUUACAAAUGCUCCUUUUGUGGGUGAAGUAUUCCUUUAAAUCUUCAUGCAGGCUCACAAAUGCAUUCAAAAUGUGUGUGUUUGUGUGUACAGUGUGAAGGUGCCCUGCAAUAAGGUUUAACUCUUCUCCAUUGUUCUCUGUAACUUGGUAACCAGAGUUUUACUCACAGAGUGUGGUACACUUUAAAGCCACAAGCUGGAUAGAGGAGUUUGAGGCGUUGCAGUGCGUCUGAAAAGCCCCCCCACACACCCACAGCUGGUUAAUAGUGGAUUUGCAAUGACGUCUGGGUUUAAAGACCUUCAUCAAUCAAGCACUCUGCCUUCUAUUUCAGAUGCACACUUAUUCCCUGUUGGUGUCAGAAAGGCAGGGGAUGAAGUCAGAAACGAGCCCCGGAGGAGGAAGGCAAUGCAUGGCAGCAGUCCAGACAUGGACCAAGAGGCCAAGGCCCGGCGCCAGGCUCAGCUCGAUCAGCGCCAUCUAGAGGCCUACAGGAACAUGCACCGUCUCCGAGAUGCUCUCUAUCGCCGCUAUGCUGCCCUGCUCAGAGACAAGGUCCACUCACAGAGAUUACUGCUGCAGCAGAGAGAUGAGACAGUCAGGGUAAAGUCAGAGAAUUACACCAAGCAGAAACAAAGGAAGUUGGCCUUCGUCAAGCUGCAGCACAAUGACUCAUACCUGGAGUCCCUCCCUAAAACCAGCUAUUACCUGAUCUUUGACCUCCAGAGGCAGCUAGCUGAGCACGGACAUCUGAAAACCCACCAUGACUUGGAGGACUUUUAUGGGCACAUCACAUAUAACUGUCCCCCAUCACAGCUACAGAAAAGUCUGGAGGAUGUCAGGAAAAGGAUGCUGGAAAGCAGACCUGCGAUUGAUUUGAUGACUCAGUACAAGACGUCAGAAAAACAUCCCUGCACUGCUGAAGAUAGAGGACACGAGGGCCAUGGCAGAUGGAGACUACCGACAUUGUUAUUAGAACAAGGGUCUGGUUCAGGGGAGAGUUCGGUGGAGCUGAUCUUCAGUGGCAACCAGGAGAAGGAUGAAAUUGAGCGAAUGUUUCCCAAGAUGAAAGCCCCCACAUUUGCAACCCUACAGCCUAACUUCAUGAGGAGCUUCCAGAGCAAGAUGCCUGAUUUGAUUAUCCCUGAGGUUCCUGAGAAGAGCAGGAAAGCAGAGAUUUAUUUGAGGCGGCUGAGACACAUGUAUGCUCUUUGUUUAACCAACAUGGCUGUCUCCCAGAGACUGCUGGACAGGGAGACAGACUCACUGUGCUGGCAGGAGGAGGGAGGCAACCAAGAUUUGAUGCUUCCAAGCAUUGAGUCCAAACAAGGGAAGACAGGCAAAACCAACCAGCCGCCCCCCUGCUCUCCGAAACAGCCGAAAGUUAUCCAGAAUGACCGUCUGUCAUCUCCUCGGCAUCUCAGCAGAACAACCUCAGCCAGCCACCAAUGUUCUGACACUCUGGUUUGGGACACAGCAGUGUGCUGCUGUAAAACACCUGAUCCUUUAUCUAUUGAAGACGUGUGUCAACAAAAGCAUGUAGAGGUAAUUGACCGUGGGUUUAAGCUCUGGAGAAACUACACAGUAAACACAGAUCACUGAAGAUAUUGCCAUCUCUUUAUGGGGAAUAUGUGCAGUUAUUAUUGUGUUGGUUAUCUAUAAUAUGCAGUUUGUGGAUUCAUUAAUGUCUGUCAACUGUGAGAGAUACUUUUUUCAUUUUCUUUACAUUACCACCAUGUGUUUAUUCCAUGUCAUACUGAUUAGCUACUAUUGCAUACGUUUAUACUGUAAUAUAACAAUGCUACAUGACAUCUUCUUAUAGGCAACAUAGGCAGCAGCUGAGGGGCACCACCCAGAGGGUAGAUUAAAUUAAAAAAAAGCUGUUGUGACAUUCAAAAACAUUAAACAUAAGGGAAAUGGUGGAGUGGAGUGUAUGUGGAAAGCCUUAGAGAAAGUGAAAAGGUGAUC
Molecule: messenger RNA, 2450 nt
Organism: Epinephelus moara (kelp grouper)
Lineage: Eukaryota; Metazoa; Chordata; Actinopteri; Perciformes; Serranidae
Exons: 14
Coding region: 762-2084 (440 amino acids)
Source: RefSeq, a predicted model, not a curated record